AUGAAUAACAAAAAACUAUUUUUGAUUUUUGCCCUUGCAAUAAUUCAAUUAGCUUGCUUUUACGCCCACUAAGAAGAUGUGUUCGAUGAAUCUCUAUUUCCUACUAUCGACACCACUGACUUUAGUGAAGAAGGUAGAAACCUAUAACAAGCCUAAGAAAGACCUUUCAAAAUAACUUAUGAUAUUAGUUAUUUCAACUCAUUGAAAGAUAAUCCAAGUGAUGUACUUUUCAAAUAAAAAGUAGAACAAGUCAUGAAAAUUUCUGUUGAUUACUUCUCUAACUUGUUGAAGUUUAUUCCUCGUGGUAAAGGAUAAAUGAAGUGGACACUUGAAAGACUCAUUUGUGGUGGUGGAAAUUUGCUUGCUAGAAUUCCUGAAUAAGACAAAACCGAGGACAAAGAUUCUGAUUUACACAUCUACCUAGUUUAUGUCAAUGAACCUCUUUAAGAAUAUGUUGCUUAUGCUGGCAUAUGCAGAGAACUUCCUGGAUCAGGCACAACCCAUGCUUAGAUCACUUUUAAUCAAGCUUGGUUUAACAAAUAAGAUCUAUCUAAUCAUAAGAUUUUUUUGAAUAUGUAAGGAUCAGUUUUUCAUGAAAUAAUUCAUGUUUUAGGAUUCACAGAAAAAUCAUACUCUAACUGGAUUGACAGUACUACUAAAUAAAAUCAUAAAAAAGUCACUAUCUAAUAAAUAGUAAGAGGCUACAAAGUUAAGUUUAUUCAAACCCCUUACGUAAAGAAGGCUGCUUAAGAAUUCUUUGGAUGCCCAACUCUUCCUGGUAUGCCUUUAGAAAAUCAAGGUUCAGCUGGCUCUGCUGGUUCUCACUGGGAAUCUACUGUAGUAAGUGAUGAAAUUAUGAAAUCUACAGUUAUUAAAACUAACUUCUACUUAAGUGUUUUCACUAUAGCCCUCCUUAAAGAUACUGGCUUUUACAGCUAAGUAAAUGAUAGCAUGGCUGACCAAUAUUUCUAUGGUAAAGAUGCUGGCUGCGAUUUUGUUUUAUAAGAAUGCAAUUCAACUAAUAACAAAAAUGAAUUUUGUAGUAAAGAAUCUGAAAAACCUGAAAACUAGUGCGAUUUUUAUGGUAAUGGAGUCUCUAACUGUGAAUCUGGAAAAUUUUUAGAUAAUAAUUGUAUGCAACGUGUUGUUGAUGACAGAGGCUAUUGCUUUGAUCCUGUUAAAAAUUCUAAAAGCUCUACAUUAUAUACUAAUUACUAUGGUCAAUAUUUUGGUGAAAACUCCAAGUGUUUUAUGUCUACAUUAGUACAAAAGAUUGUUGGAUCAACAUAUGAAUUAUAAGGAUCUUGUUACAAGUAUGAAUGCAUAGAAUAAAGUAAUAUGCUAAAAGUGUGGGUAGGAAACGAAUCUGCAAUUUGCAGUAAAAACGGAGAAAAGCUAACAUUUAAUAAAUAUAAUGGAUAUCUUUUGUGUCCUGAAAAGAUAGAUUAAUUUUGUCAAUUUAAAAAGUUUUGCCCAAAUUACUGUUCUAGCAAUGGUUAUUGCCUAAAUGGUAAUUGCGUAUGCUUAAAAGGAUAUUCAGGCAAAUCUUGCGAAAAAUAAAAUUGA
This is a messenger RNA of Tetrahymena thermophila SB210, 1566 nucleotides long. RefSeq names its product leishmanolysin family protein. The transcript has a single exon. Gene Ontology annotation, biological process: cell adhesion; proteolysis. Lineage: Eukaryota; Ciliophora; Oligohymenophorea; Hymenostomatida; Tetrahymenidae. Gene Ontology annotation, cellular component: membrane; cytoplasm. The record is from RefSeq and is a predicted model, not a curated record. Gene Ontology annotation, molecular function: metalloendopeptidase activity.